Molecule: messenger RNA, 2678 nt
Organism: Chilo suppressalis (striped riceborer)
Lineage: Eukaryota; Metazoa; Arthropoda; Insecta; Lepidoptera; Crambidae
Source: the annotation of a GenBank genome assembly
CUGGUUCUCUCUCUAUUUGUCGUGGAUCAUGAAUUGUCAGUGUCACUGAACAGUCUGUCAAACAGAUGUUAUACAGUAAAAAAUCCGCGCGAAUCAAAUCACAAACGAUGUUGAUGUGUUGAAGACGUCACCAGCACGACAGCUUCCAAUAUAAACAAAAAUAUUAUUUCAGUGACCUAACAAGAUGCCUAAAAAAAUGGUGCAUCGUCCUGUAACAUGGUUAAGUGACGAGAUCGUUGAUAAACCAACAUUAUCAAACUCAUUCCAUUAUUAUACGAAAUUCCAGUUUAAAAAUUUGACAGCAGAGACUGGUCAAUUUGUAUUGAUAUCAAAUGCUGAUGCUGCAGAACCUGACACGGAAGAAGGUUGUGAUGCAGCUCGUAUACUCGAGCUGUAUGAAGACACAUCAAAUAAGAAUGAUCCAUUUCGAGCAAAAGUUCAAUGGUAUUCGAGGCCUGAUAGCCUUCCAAAUUGGUGCUUUAAUAAUAUGGAUCAUAUUGAAUUUCUAGAUAGAGAGGUUAUUGAAGAUCACCGUCCAUUUGACACAGAUGUCUCCAUAGAGACUUUCUAUAAGAUUUGUUUUAUAAAAAUGGCAUUUACUAAAGAUACAGUAGAUAAUCUAGAUUCUAAAGCAUUUCAUUACAUAUGUCGUUUUAGACUCAUGUCUUUAAGUAAAAGGAAGGUACAUAUGGAACCAGUUAUGGAGGAAGAACGAAAGGCUUUACAACUCCUGUGUACUCCAAGUAAAGUGACAACUCCUAGCCUUACUCCAAAAACACCAACAAGUUUAGUAAAAAGAAUGAGUAGAGUAUCCUUACAAGAAUCAAAGAAUGUAUCAUAUAGUAUUUCAAAAAAUGAUGGUACAAAACUUUUACUCAAGAGAGCAAUAUUAGCAGAUAAAAAUGAGAAAGAUUCACCUAAAAAAACGCCUAAAUCAACACCUAAAACCCCUUUAAUACAAGAAACACCUAGAAGCUCUAAAAAACUUUCAAAAAACAAAAUUGAGGAUGUGUUGUCUAUGGAGCUUCAAGAAAAUUCUGAUGAAGAACUGCCCACUUUGAUUAUAAGACAACAUCAAUCAAAUACCCCAAAGAGAAAGCAAUCUUUAUCUAAAGUUAAUGAUGAAACUCCAAAAAAGGCAUUGUUGUUUGAUGAUGAAGAUAAAGAGGCAUAUUCUACACGGUUUGGUAGAACUACAAAGAAUCCAGUUACCUACAUGGAUGAAGAUGUUUCUCCUGUUAAGAGAACACCAAGAUCAACAAGAGCUUCUAAAGUGCCUGUUAACUAUAUGGAACCAGAUAUUUCACCUGUUAAAAGGACACCAAAGAAGUUGGUAUCUAAAAUGGACAAUGAAGAUGAUGAAUAUUUUAAACCGAUCCCUAAAACACCUAGAACUCCUAGAACACCAAGGGUAUUGAAAGCUACUCCUGUGAAGACUCCAAAACGUAGUGCUGCUAAGAAAAUUAUGAUGAGUGAACUAACACCAACUUUGCAUACAAGAGCUCAUUCAAUUGAUAGAAUUGAUGAAUACAUGAAAGAUAACAAAUCCCUGCCUGGACGGGAAAGUCAAAUGGCUGAAAUAUUAUCUUUUAUUAGGAAUAAGCUGUUAGAUGGCACAAGUGGAUGCAUGUACAUUUCUGGGGUGCCCGGGACAGGCAAGACAGCAACAGUUUGCUCAGCUCUGAAGCUCCUCAAGGAGGAGGAGGAUCUGCCUGACUUCCAGCUCGUUGAAGUCAACGGUAUGCGGAUCGCUGAACCAAGACAAGCCUAUGUUCUAAUAUACAAGCAACUAACAGGCAAAACGGUAGUGUGGGAGCAAGCAUGCUCCUUACUAGAAAAACGUUUUACUAAUCCUGGCCCGAGAAGAACGCCGACCGUAUUAUUGGUCGAUGAGUUGGACGCCCUUUGCACGCGUCGUCAAGACGUCCUCUACAGUAUAAUGGAAUGGGCGUCCCACAACUCGGCCCUACUCACAGUGGUAGCAGUGGCCAACACUAUGGACCUCCCCGAGAGAGCCCUGGCGGCCCGAGUGGCCUCCAGGCUGGGCCUCACCAGACUCACCUUCCCGCCCUACACUCAUACGCAACUUCAGACCAUUGUGGCUACGAGACUAGCCGGUGCUAACGUCACGCCGGAUGCAGUGCAGCUUAUUGCAAGGAAAGUAGCAGCUGUGUCUGGGGAUGCUCGACGCGCUCUAGCGCUUUGUAGUCGAGCGCUGGAACUGGCAGGACCAGAAGGUGCGGGUUUGAAGGAAGUACAGCGCGCGUUAGGAGACGCGUCGUCGAGUGCCGCAGUACGCGCGAUACGGAACUGUUCCCCCGCAGAGAUACUGAUGCUGCGAGCCGUCGCCGCUGAGGUUGAAAGGACAGGUACAGACGAAACUACCCUCUCUCGUGCUUUAUUAACCGCAGGCGCCAUAGUAGCGUUAGACGGGCGUCCAUACAAAUGUGGUUCUAUACGCGCCCCAAGUCCAUCACAAGCACACGCGAUUUGCGCACGACUAGCCGCUGCCAAGCUUCUGUUACUAGAGCCCAAACCCGCGGAGCCGAGACUGCUGCUCAACGUCAGCGCUGAUGACGUUCACUACGCUACUAGGCAGAUAAAAGUGUGAAAGAAACAAAUAAAGUGAACAAAAAUUUAGUGUCGCUGUUUAUUUAAAAUCCCAAUUUCUCGUCUUA